This is a messenger RNA of Malaya genurostris, 699 nucleotides long. RefSeq lists its product as uncharacterized. The transcript has a single exon. NCBI's taxonomy places the organism in Eukaryota, Metazoa, Arthropoda, Insecta, Diptera, Culicidae. Bases 1 to 699 code for a protein of 232 amino acids. The record is from RefSeq and is a predicted model, not a curated record.
AUGCGUACGGGAGGAGAUUCAUUCGAAGGAGCGCUGUACACCUUCUUGAAUGUUUACCACUCUACUCCAACCAGUGACUUGAACGGCAAAGCUCCCGCUGAAUUGAUGUUCGGCAGACCAAUACGUACCGUAUCGUCAUUGCUCAAACCGACUGAACGUUCCACUGACUCCACAUUCAGAAACAGGAAGAAUCAGAACAACUCAUUCAACAAAAAGCACGGCACAGUCAAAAGGGCAUUUCAGCACGGAGAUACCGUCUACGUAAAGGUACAUCGAGCGAAUUCAUGGCAGUGGCAACCUGUAACCGUGAUCGAGAAAAUCGGAACCGUGAACUACAAUGUCUUCCUGGAGGAUCAACAUCGCCUGAUACGGUCACAUGCAAACCAACUCAACGCUCGAGUUCCUGAACCCAGUACAGUAGGUAAUCCAACACCGCUUUCAGUAUUUUUCGAUGGUUUCGGAUUAACGGCUCCAAAAGCUCUCAAUGUUCCUGUUGACAACCCAGACCCACAGGUAUUCGAAGAACCCGUGUUGGAUGAGUCCAAUGAAGCUAGCCUGACAAAUGAUUCUUCAGAAGAUGAAGUUGUGGGGAAUGAAGAAUGCGAACCUGUACAAUCAACAACACCAAUCCUAGAGAGAGGUCGACGAAUGAUUCAACUUCCAGCCCGGUUCAAGCCCUACUGGAUGAUGAAACCUUGA